Messenger RNA from Saccharomyces kudriavzevii IFO 1802, 1290 nucleotides. RefSeq names its product proteasome regulatory particle lid subunit RPN7 (gene RPN7). Gene Ontology annotation, cellular component: proteasome regulatory particle. The record is from RefSeq and is a predicted model, not a curated record. Gene Ontology annotation, biological process: proteasome-mediated ubiquitin-dependent protein catabolic process. Bases 1 to 1290 code for a protein of 429 amino acids. Gene Ontology annotation, molecular function: protein binding. Lineage: Eukaryota; Fungi; Ascomycota; Saccharomycetes; Saccharomycetales; Saccharomycetaceae. The transcript has a single exon.
AUGGUAGAUGUGGAGAAGAAAAGUCAAGAAGUUGAAUAUGUUGACCCAUCGGUAAAUAGAGUGCCCAAUUAUGAGGUAUCUGAGAAGGCUUUUCUUUUGACACAACAAAAGGUUACUGUAAAACAACGUAAAGAAGCAGCGAACUUUGUUUUAGCUAAGAUUAAAGAGGAAGAAAUGGCCCCCUAUUAUAAGUAUCUUUGUGAGGAGUACCUAGUUAAGAAUGGCGGAUCAGAUCUGGACCAUGAGGAAAUCUCAAGUCUCACUGACGAAUGGAUCCAAUUUGACCGGCAAUUAUACGAUGAGCUACGUGAAAAAAAUGAAAGUAAGAUUAAAGAGUUGAAUGAAAAGAUUCAAAAAUUGGAAGAAGAUGAUGAGGGCGCGUUAGAGCAAGCACAAGCCUGGAUUAAUUUGGGUGAAUAUUAUGCCCAAAUUGGUGACAGAAAUAAUGCCGAAAAAACUUUAGAGAAAUCUUUAUCAAAAGCCAUUUCCACUGGGGCUAAAAUUGACGUCAUGUUAACAAUUGCAAGAUUGGGGUUCUUUUACAACGAUCAACUUUACGUCAAGGAGAAAUUGGAAGCAGUGAAUUCCAUGAUCGAGAAAGGUGGUGACUGGGAGAGAAGGAACAGAUAUAAAACAUAUUACGGUAUCCACUGUUUGGCUGUAAGAAAUUUCAAGGAAGCGGCAAAGUUGUUGGUCGAUUCUUUAGCCACUUUUACAUCCAUAGAAUUAACUUCCUAUGAAAACAUUGCUACAUAUGCAUCCAUCACGGGUUUAUUUACACUAGAAAGGACAGACCUGAAGUCCAAAGUCAUUGAUUCUCCUGAAUUGUUGUCUUUAAUUUCAACAACCGCCGCUCUACAAUCUAUCUCGUCACUAACAAUUUCACUCUAUGCGUCCGAUUACGCUAGCUACUUUCCAUAUCUUUUGGAAACAUAUGCGAACGCCCUGAUUCCCUGUAAAUAUUUGAAUAAACAUGCUGAUUUCUUUGUUAGAGAAAUGAGAAGGAAAGUUUACGCACAAUUAUUGGAUUCAUAUAAAACCCUAUCGUUAAAAUCCAUGGCAAGCGCUUUUGGAGUCUCGGUUGGAUUUUUGGAUAACGAUCUAGGUAAGUUUAUUCCAAAUAAGCAACUGAAUUGUGUUAUUGAUAGAGUUAAUGGUAUUGUGGAGACCAACAGGCCCGAUAACAAGAAUGCUCAAUACCAUCUGCUAGUCAAACAAGGUGAUGGACUAUUGACUAAACUACAAAAAUACGGUGCAGCUGUGAGAUUAACGGGAUCGGAACGUGUUUGA